GCGCCGCUCCGUGGGCCGCCGGAGCCGCACGUCGGGCCGCCCUCCUCUUCCUCCCCACCGCCGCCGCCUCUCGCUAUGAAUGCACGCCGGGCCCUGCUCUCCGCCGCCUUGCUCGCCAGCCUCCUCUGGGAUUUACCUUGCUGCCUCCCGGCUUCCCUCCCCGCCGCCUCGGAGCUCGCCGCCUCCUCCAAGGGCGGACGGGGCCGCAGGGUGCCGCGGUCCCCACGGGAGACCCGCCCGCGGCAAGGGGGACACGCCGCGGGCCGGGCGCUCCCACGGGCGGAACCCCACGAGUACAUGCUGUCUCUGUUCAGGACUUACUCCAUCGCGGAGAAACUGGGCAUCAACGCCAGCUUUUUCCAGUCGUCCAAGUCCGCCAACACCAUCACUAGUUUUGUAGACAGGGGACGAGACGAUCUCUCGCCCGCUCCCUUGAGGCGGCAGCAGUACGUGUUUGAUGUGUCGACCCUCUCGGAGACGGAGGAGCUGGUGGGGGCCGAGCUGCGGCUGUUCCGCCGGGCCCCCCGCGGCCGCCCGCCGCCCGCCGCCCCGCUGCACAUGCAGCUCUUCCCCUGCCUCUCGCCGCGGCCGCUGGACUCCCGCGCCCUGGACCCGCGGGCGGCCCCGGCCGCCGGCUGGGAGGUCUUCGACGUGCGGCAGGGCCUGCGGGAGCGGCGGCCCUGGAGGCGGCUGUGCCUGGAGCUGCGCGCCUCGGCGGGCCGCGGGCCGCCGCGCUGGCAGGACCUGCGGGGCCUGGGCUUCGGGCGCCGGACGCGGCCGCCGCAGGAGCGGGCGCUGCUGGUGGUCUUCACCCGCGCCCGGCGGCGGAGCCUCCUCGGGGAGCUGCGCGCCGAGCUGGGCGCCCCGCCGCCGCCCGCCGCCCGCCGCCCGCCGCCCCGGCGCCAGCGGCGCACCGCCUUCGCCAGCCGGCACGGCAAGCGGCACGGCAAGAAGUCCCGCCUGCGCUGCAGCAAGAAGCCGCUGCACGUCAACUUCAAGGAGCUGGGCUGGGACGACUGGAUUAUCGCCCCGCUGGAGUACGAGGCCCACCACUGCGAGGGGGUCUGCGACUUCCCGCUGCGCUCCCACCUGGAGCCCACGAACCACGCCAUCAUCCAGACCCUCAUGAACUCCAUGGACCCCGGCUCCACGCCGCCCAGCUGCUGCGUCCCCACCAAAUUGACUCCCAUCAGCAUCCUCUACAUCGACGCGGGCAACAACGUGGUGUACAAGCAGUACGAGGACAUGGUGGUGGAAUCCUGCGGCUGCAGGUAGCGGGCGCGACGCCCCUCGGCGGCAGCCGGAGCUGCGUCAGGCGGAGGAUGCGCCGGCGGCGGCGGGGCCCGCCCGGAGCGCGGCUGGGGCGGAGGGGCCCGGCGGGGCCCGGCGGGGCGGCGGGGGCCCGGGGACGGGCGAGCGGGCGGGGCGGGCGGCGAGGGCCCGCCGGGUCCCGACCCCGCUCCCCUUCCCUGCCCCGCGGUUGAUCUGGCGGUCGGUGCCCCCGCCCCCCGCCAAAGGUGACGGCAAUUCACCGGGUGCAAACGGAGCCGGGGCAGGGAGGGAGCAGGCUCGGCCCCGGCUCGGAGGUCGCUCUCAAGGGGGCCGCUGCGUUCCUGCCCUCUCUCUUCCACAUUCCUGCAAGCUUACCGUCCAGAAAUAGCCUGCGGCCCCCCAUCCCUAAAGGAAAAAAAAAAAAAAGACAGCGAGGAAAAAAAAAAAGAUAAUUGCUCAAAAUUGUAAUUACCGGUUAGGUUUCAUUUUAAGACAGCAGCGAAAAACUGUGAAGAGCGAAGUGUUACGGCAAAGCGCAACCUGGGGGGUUGGGGAAGGAAACUCCUUGGGAUGGCACGGACGGUGCGAGGAUGCUGUGGCCAGACCUUUAGAUAGCUCGAGCUCGGCGGCCCCCGCGACCUGCUGCAGUAUUAUACGCAAAUGUGCUGGAAAAAGGCGUUUUGUGUAAGAUUCCUGUUUCUUUCCCACCUUUGGUCUCAGCUGUGGCUUCACCUGAGGGAAGUGCACUUCGAAGCACGCCUAGCCCUUUCUUAAUGUAACUAUGAUGCUCAUAGUUUCAGGCUUUUCCCCGCUGAUUUCUAGAAUUGUUGGCUUAUCUGGUUUCACAGAGCUACAAACUGGCGGAAAAAAAAAUUUAAAAAAGAGAAGAGAAUAAUAAUAUAAAAUGCUAAUAAAAAGACUCGACCAGGAGCAAUAAUUUAAAAUGCACAUUUUGCUUUGGAUGCACUGUUGUUCAUAUAAAAGUUGUAAAUAUUUGUUUAUUUAAACAGACUGAAAAGUGCAAAAUGGAGAUGAACAACAUGCAUUUCUUUUUUUUAAUGUACAAAACAUUAUAUGCACUCGAAAUGUUAUAAUUUCUAAUAUUUUUAAAAGUUUAUAUUUGAGUUGUACAGAAUUAAGCAUUAAUUAGAUAUUUCAUCCUUACUUAUCAUUUCCUUAAGAUAUUAUUACAAGAUUUAAAUUCUGUGCUAAUAAUGGAGAAAAGAACCUUUUUUUUUUAUUGUCUACCUCACUAUAAUGCAAGUAUUUACAACUCUAAAGUUAUCUGAGGUAAAUUAAUAUUCAGAGCAUUUUUACAAUACACCUUUACUGGACGAUACUACAACUAUUACUGUAUUAUUAAACGUUUUUUUUUCCCAAAAAGCCAGCUUGCUUUUUAUAUGUUCUAUUAUUUAGUUAAGUAAUUCUGAGUUCUCAAGUAAACAUUGGCUCCAGUUCUAAAAUGCUGCAGAGCUGAGUUGGAGCGAGUGCCACUUUAAGGUGUACCUAAAGCCAUUCCUCCUAGCUGAAGACUUUUUGUACCCUUACGAGAUCUUUAGUUUCAUCUGUGGUGUAUGCCGGUGGCAUAAAGCUGCGUUAUGUUUUCAUGCGUUUUAUGCAAUGAUUACUGUAAGUGGGAGAAUGCGUUAAGGGGAAAAAUUCAGGCAAACCUUUGUAAAUCUCAUCUGUACUGGGCACAUUUAUAUACACUGUAUGAUGGUGAUGAGCUAAAGGCAAUGAAUGUUUUAUAAAUGAUAUUUAUUUUGAUACAAUGGGUAAUAUAUUUAUUAA
Messenger RNA from Falco peregrinus (peregrine falcon), 3063 nucleotides. It is a transcript of the gene GDF6, whose product is annotated as growth differentiation factor 6. Lineage: Eukaryota; Metazoa; Chordata; Aves; Falconiformes; Falconidae. Gene Ontology annotation, molecular function: cytokine activity; growth factor activity. Gene Ontology annotation, cellular component: extracellular region. Gene Ontology annotation, biological process: SMAD protein signal transduction; BMP signaling pathway. The record is from RefSeq and is a predicted model, not a curated record. The transcript is spliced from 2 exons. Bases 76 to 1275 code for a protein of 399 amino acids.